Molecule: messenger RNA, 1586 nt
Organism: Hyaloscypha bicolor E
Lineage: Eukaryota; Fungi; Ascomycota; Leotiomycetes; Helotiales; Hyaloscyphaceae
Exons: 1
Source: RefSeq, a predicted model, not a curated record
CGACGAUCAAGAAUUCAAGAUCACAGACGAAUCGCACCCUCAAUCACACUCACCAGCCACGUUAAAAGCGACAAUGCCUCAUGAGUACGGAGACAUGGAGAUGGGAGAGUCAGAUGCACCCAUGCCCUCACAAAAUGCACCUGAAACAGCUGCUCAAGGUUCAAACGCCAGAAAGAGACGAUAUCGCACGUCCAUGCAAUCCGGCUCUUUUGAAGCCAGCUACAAUGAGUUGAGCCAUCUCAUGAAGGUAGAAGGCAUGAGUCCAAGCACGAAAGGCGUUUAUCAACUUCUUAUCGAUGAUUUCGAGAUGCUGGGAAAGCUUGAAAAGCAUUCAGCAACAUAUCAUAUUAAGCAGGCCGAAAUUCUCCGCUCCGAAAUGCUCCUUUCCGAGAUGGUCGCCAAAGACCAGAAAUUCGCAGAACUGCAAGCCUCGAACGAAAAUUUCACCAACAAAAGUCGUAUUCUGAGUCUUGGCGAUUAUCAUAAAACCAAUUUACAUAUCUUUAGAACGACCGCCAGCACAUAUGUUUCCGAGUUCAAUAAAGGCAAGAAGGGAGCCAAGCGCAAGGAAAAUCUCAUUAGCAAUAGGAAGUGGAGGGAUAUCAUCAAGCAAUUAGACGAGGAGAAACGGGCACGAGAGACGUGGUUGUCGCACAAGUCAGGAGAGCGGCCCAAGCAGAAGCUCACUGAUUUCAUUACCGCCGUUGGGAACCGCUGCCGCCCUCGAACUUGGACGUUUCGACAAGCCUAUUUCGAAAUCACUGAGUACCAAAACCGCAACUCGGUCGCACAUGUUGGAAUAGACGAAUGGAUAGACGACGCUUCAAAAGAACACGAUCCAAAAACUCGAGAAAAGAUGUGGACCGCGGUAGCCCAACACAUUUUGAAGGACGAACACCUGAUUGACAAAGGGUUCAUCCCCACCCAUCUCAUUGGACAGGAGCCAGCGAUAUACGAAACCCUCGUAAUUUUCGAGAAAUACCAUUUCGAUGUUCUUGACAGAGGAUUGGGCAAUGACGGUGUAAAUACCGUCAAAGCAUUUGAAGUAGUGCCAGAUUUUCUUCCAAUAGAAGUUUGCGACGACCCUCAAAUAAACGUCAAACAAAGAGUCAUCGCUUUCGUUCCUAUCAACGACUACGAUGGUGCAUUGAAGAAGGCCUAUUUGACUGCAGAUAAGCAGGUUUUGGCUCUGACAGAGGAGAUCGAACAUGGUCGGGUGGUUCUGGAAGGGAAGAAGAGAGAUAAGAAGAAGUGGGAGCACCGUCUAGCACAAGCUGCAAAUGCCUUCCAGCAGAAUGAAAAGUGGCUCAAAAACAAUCCACAUAGCCAGGAAGAGGUUGCAGAGGAACUAGAGUAUCUAGCGCUAACUUGAGUAUCCUGCUUUUGUCGUCGAGACAUUUUGAGUGGAGUUUGCUGAAAGAGCAUGGUAGAUGAUAGGUUUGGGUUCCGUAUCGGAAGACUACUGUAUAGUUAAAGACAAAAGGGUUGAAAUAUCUAAGGAGUGUGAAGGGAAUGAGAGAAAGUGGCUUGAGAUAUCGCUACGUUUAAUGAGCAGGGCAUGGCUAGUAGCUAAGAGAACGUUUGCC